UACUUAGGGCCGGGGCGGGCGCAGGCUACGGCGGCUGCGGGGUUCCGGCAACAGCACGAGCUCUCGGCGGCUGCGCUCGGUGGAUCCAGGAUCUGGCUUCCAACAUGUGGCGGCUCUGGGCCUCACUCUGCUGCCUGCUGGCGCUGGCCAACGCCUGGCGCGGGCCCUCCUUCCAUCCCCUGUCGGACGAGCUGGUCAACUAUGUCAACAAACAGAACACCACGUGGCAGGCCGGGCACAACUUCUACAAUGUGGACCUGAGCUACUUGAAGAAGCUGUGUGGUACCUUCCUGGGUGGCCCCAAACCACCCCAGAGAGUUCAGUUUGCUGAGGACCUGAAUCUGCCUGAAAGCUUCGAUGCGCGGGAACAGUGGCCCCAGUGUCCCACCAUCAAGGAGAUCAGAGACCAGGGCUCCUGCGGCUCCUGCUGGGCCUUUGGGGCAGUGGAAGCCAUCUCUGACCGCAUCUGCAUCCACACCAACGCACACGUCAGCGUGGAGGUGUCGGCGGAGGACCUGCUCACCUGCUGUGGGAGCAUGUGUGGGGACGGCUGUAAUGGCGGCUAUCCUGCUGAAGCUUGGAACUUCUGGACAAGAAAAGGCCUGGUUUCUGGUGGCCUCUAUGACUCCCAUGUAGGGUGCAGACCCUACUCCAUCCCUCCCUGUGAACACCACGUCAACGGCUCCCGGCCCCCGUGCACGGGGGAGGGCGACACCCCCAAGUGUAGCAAGAGCUGCGAGCCUGGCUACAGCCCGACCUACAAGCAGGACAAGCACUACGGAUACAAUUCCUACAGCGUCUCCAACAGCGAGAGGGACAUCAUGGCCGAGAUCUACAAAAACGGCCCUGUGGAGGGAGCCUUCUCUGUGUAUUCGGACUUCCUGCUGUACAAGUCAGGAGUAUACCAGCAUGUCACCGGCGAGAUGAUGGGUGGCCACGCCAUCCGCAUCCUGGGCUGGGGCGUGGAGAACGGCACGCCCUACUGGCUGGUUGGCAACUCCUGGAACACAGACUGGGGUGACAAUGGCUUCUUUAAAAUCCUCAGAGGACAGGAUCACUGUGGAAUCGAAUCAGAAGUGGUGGCUGGAAUUCCACGCACCGAUCAGUACUGGGGAAAGAUCUAAUCUGCUGUGGUCCUGUCCUGGGGGAGUUUUUCCUGCACGCAGUCAGGGAUGGGGAUAGAAAUGUCUUUUAAUCUUUGAGUCCCUGUAAGAUACAGGGCCUGCAGGACUGGACUGGCCAAACCUCCUAUCAACCAUCAGAGCUGUCUUCCAAGGAGACUCAUCCACGUUCUGGCUACCUCUGAGCCUGUUCAGUGGACUGAUGGCUGCAGUGUAGACAGUUAGGCCACGUGAGCCACUGCUGCCAGCACGGAGCUCCUUUCCCCAUGCCUAGUGCUAUAGGGAGUACCUGCUGCCCCAUCCCUGAUCCAUCCAUCUCUGGGAGCAAGACAGAGAGGCCCAGGAAUGGAAAGCAGAGUUCCUCGCAGGAUUCAAGGUCCCCCAUCAGCAGUACCUCUAAGCAAGGAGCUUUCUACAUUUGCUACAAGAUCAGAGGACAGAUGGUACUGGGAGCCCUUUGGAGAACGCCACAUUCUCCUAGGGCCCCUGCCUCUGUCGGGCUUUGCAGUGUCAGAAACUCUGAUCUUGUCCUCAGCAUGAUUCUUUUUGAAUAGAAGUUUUAUUUUUUGUGCGCUCUGCUAAUCCUGUGGAUGAAGGGGUUGGACAGUGGGAGACCUGUGCUCGUUUACAGAUGGCCUCCUCAUGGCAUGGCUCAAAACGAAACCUAGUAGCUGUAACUGGUUUCCCACCAUGAAACUAGUGUAGGAGAAAGCAGAUUUUACUGUUUUUCAAAAAUCCCUGCUUCACCCUAUCAAGUUAAGGAAUGCCUGUGCCAAUAAAAGGUCUGUCCUUCAACUCA
Sapajus apella (tufted capuchin) is the source of this 1920-nucleotide messenger RNA. RefSeq names its product cathepsin B (gene CTSB). NCBI's taxonomy places the organism in Eukaryota, Metazoa, Chordata, Mammalia, Primates, Cebidae. Gene Ontology annotation, cellular component: lysosome. The record is from RefSeq and is a predicted model, not a curated record. The coding region runs from base 105 to 1124 and encodes 339 amino acids. The transcript has 11 exons. Gene Ontology annotation, molecular function: cysteine-type endopeptidase activity. Gene Ontology annotation, biological process: regulation of catalytic activity.